AUGCCUCGAUACCGUCCCGCGACCACGGGAUACGAACGCUUAGCGCAGGCAGACCUCAGCGACGACUCCGACACUGACCUCCUCGCCGAAUCGACCGCAUCUCUCCAGGCCUCGUCUGCGCCUCGAUAUGCUCCCUCCCGCCCUCGCCCUCGGUCGAGCGUCACCAGCCCCAAACUUGGCCCCUCAAGGCCUAAAUUCCGUCGCCGUCUGGGAAGCAAUGGCGGCGUCGACAUCAAAGCCAUCAAUGCCCGGCUGGAACGCUGGGCCGAAGAAAUCGCGGCCAAGUUCAAGCGCAAGGGCAGGCACAGCAUAGGCGAAGAAGAGCGGCUAGAGAUUCACCACUCUGUCUUCCAGGCGCCCGAGGGCGUGCGGCCUAUAUCCGCUGAGGCUCUGGCGGAGGCGCAGCUCAGCGUCAUGACUAAAGCUGAGUUUGAUGCUGUCAUUGAAAGUGUACGGCAGGCAAUCCGGCAAGAGGUACAUCCCAGCAUGAUCUCGCAGGGCAGCUCUGGUAGCUACUUUGCCCGUGAUCCUGAUGGAAAGAUUGUUGGUGUUUUCAAGCCCAAAGAUGAGGAGCCAUACGCAGCAGGCAACCCCAAGUGGAACAAAUGGAUACAUCGAAACCUGUUCCCCUGUUUCUUUGGACGAGCUUGUCUUAUCCCCAAUCUCUCUUACGUUAGCGAAGCGGCAGCCUAUGUGCUUGAUUGCCAGCUACGAACGCACCUGGUUCCAUAUACCGAUGUAGUAUGGUUAUCAUCAAAAUCAUUCCACUAUCCCUUCUGGGAUCGGCGCAGUUUCCACAAGAAGAAGAAGCCUCUCCCUCCCAAGCCCGGUAGUUUUCAAGUCUUCCUCAAGGGCUUCAAAGACGCCAACGUCUUUCUACGAGAGAAUCCCUGGCCGGACCAAUACUGGGCAGGUUUCCGUUCAAAUGAUGCUAAUCGGCAGAAGAGGAAGCGAUGGGCUGAUAAUUGCCGACCAUCUAGUUCUGCUUCUGUGGAUGAUGCAGGAUCUAGCGACGAGGAACACGAUGGUCGCGAUAAUCAAGCCCCGGGAGCCAAUAAAUUCGUAUGGACAGAACAGCUAAAGCAGUCGUUCCGGGAGGAACUAGAGAAGCUUGUUAUCCUGGACUAUAUCAUGAGAAACACGGAUCGUGGCCUUGAUAACUGGAUGGUCAAGGUGGACUGGGAGACGAACACAGUAUCGCUGGCGUCAGACCCUGUGCAAAUUAACAUGGAGCCCGUCACAGAGGAAGAUGAAGAACAGAUUAAUGUCCGCCCUAUUGGCGCCUCUGAGAUGCCGCCCCAGCCCACUCGAGCCUCAUACCCUUACAAGCGCCAGAAUCCCAUGAAGGCGUCCUCUCCCCGCGGGAAAAAAGAGCCGAAUAUGUCACUCGGUGCUAUUGACAAUUCGCUCUCGUGGCCCUGGAAGCAUCCAGAUGCUUGGCGAAGCUUUCCCUUUGGCUGGCUAUUCCUCCCGGUUGAUCUCAUCGGCAGACCAUUCUCACAAAAGACCAGAGAUCAUUUCCUACCGCUCCUCACUUCCACUGCGUGGUGGAGCGAGACACAAAUGGCCCUGAAGAGGGUAUUUCAAAUGGACGAAGAUUUCCAGGAGCGCAUGUUUGCCAAGCAGAUUGCUGUCAUGAAGGGCCAAGCCUGGAACGUUGUAGAGGCUCUCAAGACUCCGGAUCACGGCCCACUGGAGCUGACUCGCCGAGCAAAAGUCUGUGUAUGGGAUGAUCUCGUCGAUAUACCGGUUGCUGUACCAAUGAGAAUGACUUCGUCAGAGAUGCGCCGCAGCACUACUCAGCGACAAUCAUUGGACGAAGCUGAUAUCACGGGCUCCAUCCCAACGAACAGGGUUCCUGUUGAUGAUCUUCUUGGUCUUGCCUCAGCGCCGGCAGAAAUGCCUCGAUCUGGUAGAUUUGACACGGCGAGUCCGCCGAAUGAAUCUCUUCUAGCCCCUGAUGAGUCAUCCGAAGCUUUUGGCUCUGCCAAACUGUCGGUGGAUUCCCAAUCCCAAUCUAAUAGAGGCUAUCAAGCCCCAGGCCCUGCCCGCACUCUCAACAUGUACGAGCCAGAACGCAGCCAAAAUCAGAAGCAUCAGCGGCGGUACUCGUAUGCCACUCCUGUAACGCGGCAGCACAGCAAUAGUAUAGCUCAACAGCUGUAUGGGGACAUUUCGUACCGCGCUGAUGACGACGACCUCGAAGGGGACCUCGGCUAUGCCACCGCCGAAGGACAGAUGAGCCAUCAGAGAAAGGUCAUUGUGGAGAGGCUGGAAGCAGUCAAAAGCAGGAACCCUGUUUUCACAUGGUGUUAG
Messenger RNA from Trichoderma asperellum CBS 433.97, 2316 nucleotides. RefSeq lists its product as uncharacterized. Gene Ontology annotation, molecular function: 1-phosphatidylinositol 4-kinase activity. The record is from RefSeq and is a predicted model, not a curated record. Lineage: Eukaryota; Fungi; Ascomycota; Sordariomycetes; Hypocreales; Hypocreaceae. Gene Ontology annotation, cellular component: trans-Golgi network; lysosomal membrane; plasma membrane. Gene Ontology annotation, biological process: phosphatidylinositol phosphate biosynthetic process; endosome organization; Golgi organization.